This is a messenger RNA of Entrophospora candida, 264 nucleotides long. The record is from the annotation of a GenBank genome assembly. Lineage: Eukaryota; Fungi; Glomeromycota; Glomeromycetes; Entrophosporales; Entrophosporaceae.
AUGGGUGAAGAAUAUGCAAAAAUUUUGGCAGCUGGCAUGGAAAAAUUGGUAGAUGAUGUGACAAAUGAACAAGGUUCAACUAUAUUACCUGCUCAACAAGAUCUUCUGAAGCCCACUGACCAUUAUGGUCCACGCCAGGCUUUAUCACUACAUAAGCUCCUUCGUGUUGAACCAAACAAGGUAGUUACUCAUGAAUUCGAAGAAAUAGAAGAAAAAGUCGAAUGCACAAGACUUGGAUUUUUUAAACUACGUGCUCUUACAUAA